Molecule: messenger RNA, 1620 nt
Organism: Penicillium digitatum Pd1
Lineage: Eukaryota; Fungi; Ascomycota; Eurotiomycetes; Eurotiales; Aspergillaceae
Product: putative general amidase
Source: RefSeq, a predicted model, not a curated record
AUGGAGGCUGAAUCCUGGGAAGUGCUUGUGCACAAGAAGCAACUUGAGAAUGAUGCUAAAAUCCCAACUGCAUGGCGAAUUUCGGAAGAACUAACCAAGAUAUCUCAGACAUCUGAUAUGAAUGUGCUAGAUGUUCCGCGUCGAUCAGGAAUUCUGUCAGCAAGACAACUCGAGAUAACCGAGAACUAUGAUGCGACUGAUCUGCUCGCCAAGAUUCAUGGUCAAGAGAUAUCUGCCUAUGAGGUAACGGAAGCAUUUUGCAUUCGCGCUGCGAUCGCACAGCAAGUGACUCGGUGCCUCACUGAAACCUUCUUUCAGCGUGCGUUGCAGCGAGCAAAGGAUUUGGAUGAGAUACUAGCCCAAACAGGGACCCCAGUUGGGCCUUUGCACGGCUUGCCCAUCAGUUUCAAGGAUUGCUUCAACGUUGAUGGUGUUCCGUCCACGAUUGGAUUUACCUCAUUUAUCAAAAAUGGCCCUGUGAAUUCAACCUCUCCCGUGAUUCAGAUUUUGAUUAACUUAGGAGCCAUCCCGUAUGUGAAGACAAAUGUUCCCCAGACAAUGAUGGCCGCUGACUCGCACAAUUACGUGUUCGGACGGACCCUCAAUCCUCACCGAUCGAAUCUUACCGCUGGGGGGUCGACUGGGGGAGAAGGGGCAUUGAUUGCUAUGAGAGGAUCGGUGCUGGGUGUUGGUACAGAUAUUGCUGGCUCCAUUCGAAUUCCAGCUAUUUGUAACGGGAUUUACGCAUUGCGACCUUCCGCGGACCGCAUUCCGUAUGGGGGACAGACUAGCUCUGCUCGCGGAGGUCUGGCCGGAAUCAAGGCUUGUGCAGGACCCUUGGCAACAUCAGUCAGAGAUCUGGAGCUAUUCAUGAGGCUGGUGACGAAUGAAGAUCCAUGGCAAUUGGAUUCUUCCGCUUUGUUUUCACCUUGGCGCACCGUUUCCCCCAAGUCUGCCCUGCGAAUCGGCUUCAUUCAGGAGGAUCCCCAUUUCCCUCUGCAUCCACCAGUUUUGCGAACCCUGAAAAGUGCAACUGAAAAGCUUCAAGCAGCUGGGAAUGAGAUCGUUCCCCUAAAAACACUGCUCAUUCGAGAUGCCUGUGCGUUGGCAUUUCGCAUGUACUCGAUGGAUCCAGCUCGCACUCCACUCAAGCACAUCGCUGCCAGUGGGGAACCCACCAUCCCUGCUUUGGCAUCGACAUCUCUGCACCAUAACUACAUGCCAUGUGGAUAUGCCCCAAUGACACUCGAAGGAUUGUACGACCUCAACGAGGAGCGCAAUUACAUCAAGGAGGAGUUCCGCAAUCUCAUUGUGCAGGCAAAAGUCGACGCCAUUGUCAUGCCGGGCUAUCAAGGCACCGCACAACCCCAUGAUCGAUUUGGCUUUGUCCCCUAUACCACCCUUUGGAAUGUGAUGGAUUACCCAAGCUGCAUCAUUCCGCAUGGCAAGGCGAACAAGAGUGCCGACAAGGCAUUCAUUCGGAGUGUGAACUACAAACCUCCCUAUCUGGCUGAUGACAUCGAGGGGGCUCCAUGCUGUGUGCAACUUAUUGACAGAAACAUGCACGACGAGGAACUGGUUAAGGUGGCGGAGCUUGUCUCCAAGGUUCUAAACCUUUGA